Motacilla alba alba is the source of this 821-nucleotide messenger RNA. It is a transcript of the gene LIN37, whose product is annotated as lin-37 DREAM MuvB core complex component. The transcript is spliced from 10 exons. Lineage: Eukaryota; Metazoa; Chordata; Aves; Passeriformes; Motacillidae. Gene Ontology annotation, cellular component: Myb complex; transcription repressor complex. Gene Ontology annotation, biological process: negative regulation of transcription by RNA polymerase II. The record is from RefSeq and is a predicted model, not a curated record. The coding region runs from base 69 to 752 and encodes 227 amino acids.
GCGCUGGCGGAAGGCGGGAAGCGGCGGCGCCUGAGGGCGGCGGCCCCAGAGACGCGUCCGGAGCCGGGAUGGCCGCCAAGGUGAAGGUGGAGAAGCCAGAGCUGUCCCCCGGGGCGGCGCGGCGCCGGCUGGAGGCCGCGCUGGAGCAGCUGCUGCGCGCCGGGACACGGGAGCCGCUGGAGGAGGAGCCCGGGAAGGGCCCCGGGGAGCCCCCGGCCAAGGAGGCCUCGCCCAGCGCCCCCGGGAAGAGGCCGCCCGGGCGCUUCCCGCAGCAGAGGAGGAAGAAGAGGAGGGAGGGGGGGGAGGGGCCCGAGACCCCCCCCCAGAGACAGAAUUCCUUCGUGAUCCGGCUGUUUGACCGCAGCGUGGAGCUGGCGCAGUUCCCCGCCGGGACCCCCCUGUACCCCGUGUGCCGCGCCUGGAUCGGACACGGCCCCGCCCCCGGCCCCGCCCCCGGCCCCGCCCCCGGCCCCGCCCCCGAGCAGGCCCCCCCCGCGGCCGAGGACGUGCUGGCCCUGCCCCCGCCCGGCCCCGCCCUGGCCCCGCGCGUCCCCUCCCCCCUGGGCCCCGACGAGGGAGCGGCGCCGCCCGACCAGGUGCUGGACCCCGCCCCCUCGAUUACGUCACUGAUCUACAAGAACAUGGACCGCUGGAAACGCGUCCGGCAGCGGUGGCGGGAGGCGGCGCAGCGGCAGCAGCAGCGCUACGGGCCCAGCCUGCGCCUGCUGCGCAUCAUCUACGAGCGACAGUGAGGCCACGCCCACCGGACACGCCCACAUCGACCACACCCACCUCAACCCUACCCAUAUUAGCCACACCCA